UUGUUCAUUAAACUAUUCACGUUUCAACAAAAAUAUCGUCUUUAUUAAUUAUUAAAAAUAAUCGCGGAAUAAUCUGUCGACUGGAUUCUUCACGUUCCGUCGACGUUCUAGGAAAUGACUUUACAAAAAAUGUUAAGGUUCCCMACGAACCAAUUGUCUGGAUGUGCUGCUCUGUUACCACAAGUCAACAGUGUCCGAGGCAUUAAGAAUUUUAAGCCUCCAAUUCUAUAUGAACAUAUUCAGAUGCCAGAAAGGCCUAAGCUCCAUUACAUUGAUAGGGUACCAAAUUAUAGUAAUUCACAAAUAAGACCUCCAAAAAUGCAUAAAAUGUUGGAUUUAAUGAGGGGGCCUGAAACAGUUCAUAACAAACUUAUACAUAAACAGUAUGGUAUACAGGCAACUGGUGGAGGCCGAAUGAGGUUUAUACACUUUGAAGUUAUUCGUAUGGGCUUACUGAGAAAAUUAGAUUGGUCCAGAAUGUUUGCUAUUUGGAGAAUUGAUUCACCGUGGCAAGCUGUCACUAAAAAGGGCCAAGGGCAGAGAAUGGGUGGUGGUAAAGGUAGCAUAGAUCAUUAUAUAACUCCGAUUAGAACAGGCAGAAUUAUUAUUGAAAUUGCUGGUCAUUGUGAAUACUUAGAGGUGAAAGAUAUUUUAAGUAAAAUAUCUGCCAAACUUCCAUUUAAAGCCAAAGCUGUUAGCCAAGAAACUUUAGAAUGGGACGCAGCGAAAGAAAAGUGGCAGACUGAAAAUAAUCAGAAUAAAUAUACGAUGGAAUAUUUAAUUAAAAAUAACAUGGAUGAUUUACAACGAAAAGUUAAGAAAAUUGAUCAUUUAUAUUUUGGAAAAUAUGUAUAAGAUGCAAUGUGUUAAUAAGUCUAAAAUUUAGACUUUAGAUAGUUGAAACCUAUAUGUAUAAUUUUGAUUUGUAUAAAAUAUAAUAAUUUGUAUUACAAUUGAACA
Messenger RNA from Diuraphis noxia (Russian wheat aphid), 960 nucleotides. It is a transcript of the gene mRpL16, whose product is annotated as mitochondrial ribosomal protein L16. Gene Ontology annotation, molecular function: structural constituent of ribosome; rRNA binding. Lineage: Eukaryota; Metazoa; Arthropoda; Insecta; Hemiptera; Aphididae. The record is from RefSeq and is a predicted model, not a curated record. Gene Ontology annotation, biological process: mitochondrial translation. Gene Ontology annotation, cellular component: mitochondrial large ribosomal subunit; ribosome.